Molecule: messenger RNA, 1455 nt
Organism: Xyrichtys novacula (pearly razorfish)
Lineage: Eukaryota; Metazoa; Chordata; Actinopteri; Labriformes; Labridae
Source: the annotation of a GenBank genome assembly
GAGACCAUCACACCAAGCUUCAGUCUCCAAACUUCCACAGGCUGCAGAGGAGAAGCUGCUCGACAUCAGACUGCUGAUUCAACAUGCUGCACGGUCUCUCUCUAAGGUAGGAACUCAUGAUGGGACUGAAACAAGAAUCUGCUCUGUUAACUUUGAAGGAAAUAACACCUUUUCUUCUCAAACUCUGCAGAGUUUCAUGGAUCUGUCUGCUGUUAUUCAGCAGUGGAGCUUGUUUUCCUGCAACUUCAGAAGGUCAGUUUGGUGAAACUUCUCAAGAUGUCCACAUUCAGACUCUAUAUUAAUCCAAACUUUUUUUUCAGAUUACCGGUAUCCCUACACUGAGGCCUCCAGUGAUGAACCAACUUUCCAGUCAAGUUUGGAGGAAUCCUCUCCUGACUUUGGCACUGAGUCCACUGUUGAGGAACUGUCUCCUCGAUCUGGUGCUCAAUAUGAACCAUCUUCAACCCAGAAGCCUGUAGUUGCCCAGCAGGCCCCAGUUGCUCAGCAGGCUCCAGCCCAACAAGCUCCCUCUGGUUCUGGAGCCGCCAGCUGGCCAAGUUACCAGCCGAGCAGCUUUGUGAGACCGGCCAGAGCUCCUCAGAGUUCAGGUUAUGUCAGUGCUCCAAGCUUCUCCAUGAAGCCUCAGUCUGCUGCUAGCUCUGGACAUUUCGCAGCACCAGUUUCUUACAGCGCCCCCACAAUGUCGUACGGUGCUCCUGCAGCCUCUCAUGGUGGGUAUGGUGCUGCUUCCUACCCUGCUGGUGCUGCUCCAGUUUCUUACAGCGCCCCCACAAUGUCGUACGGCGCUCCUGCAGCCUCUCAUGGUGGGUUUGGUGCUGCUUCCUACCCUGCUGGUGCUGCUCCUGGUGGCGAAACAAGAGUCGUCUAUAGUGGCGCUCCAAGCUUCAGGUUUGACGGUCCUACUUUUGCAACCGAGUGGGCAGCUCUGCCAAGUAUCGGAUUCGAGUCCUUCGACCCAAAUGGCUGGAUGCCGUCUCGUUCCUUCCCUGACUUCACCGUGUGGGGCCCUGCAGAAGAAGAACCAGCAAACCCUGAUGGAAAAGGCAAAGGAGGUAAAGGGGUGCAGGAUGAGGAGGAGGAAGAGCAGGAGACCUUCUCUGUGCCAUCUUCAUCCUACAUCGUCCAGACCAGGAACGGCUACCAGAGAGCCAGACAAGUCACCUCUCACAUGAACUACUCCCCAGAGCUCCCUGAACCAGCAGUGAUCUACUACGAGGUGAUCCAGAGAGCAGAACCUCAGGAUGAACAAGUGAAGGGAGGCAAAGGAAAGAAACCUUGAGGUGAGACUUUGCAGCUCCUCAAACAUCCUGUUCUUCUCCUUGUUUUCAGUCCUGACUAACUGACUUUGUCUUACAGGGCUCUGGACUUCGAUCUUCAGCCUGUGUGGAAAUUAAACUGCAGAAUAAACAAACUUAAACCUGAACUUUGACUUGU